Molecule: messenger RNA, 177 nt
Organism: Verticillium nonalfalfae
Lineage: Eukaryota; Fungi; Ascomycota; Sordariomycetes; Glomerellales; Plectosphaerellaceae
Exons: 2
Coding region: 1-177 (58 amino acids)
Biological process (GO): protein secretion
Source: RefSeq, a predicted model, not a curated record
AUGCCUGCUCCUACAUACAUCAUCUCCAGGGUGGCCGAUCCCAUCUUCGCUCUCGCCAUUGGUCUCGGCGCUGCCGUGACAAGGAUCAACCGCGAAGAGAAGGACAAGGGAAGGUCGACUCAGGAGACCAUUGGGAUUGCCAAAAGACGUGUGAACAACUUCAUGGCGUCUCUGUGA